AUGUCGACGACAAAGUCGACACCCAAAGCACAAGCCGACCGGCUUACGCUAAUAGAGGAGGAAAUGCUGUUACUCAAAGAAGUCCCUGACACCCUCCGCUUCCUGGAAGCACGGGUGACCGAAUUGAGUGAGAAAGUCGUAGGAAUCGACGCAAUGGGCAACCGCCUGGAUGGGUUGCCAAUCGCAGAAUUGAUGUUUCGAGUGACCUCGCUCGAAGAAAGAGUUGCUCCUACGAGCAGCCCAAAACCGUCUGGUAGUCCGGAUAGCUCUGUCGCGCACAAGGAGGGACGUGGCGAAGAGUUCGACGUGCUACAAAAUACAAUGAUGAGCUUGUUCAAUGGAUUAGCUGAUGAGUUCAGAACAACAAUCGACGACAUCCAAGAAAGGAUGGCCUCCAUGGGCACUCGAAUUGAAGUGACCAUGAAAGCCGUGGAGAACGUCACGGCUGGGCAAGCUAAUACAGGGUCCAACAAACUAAGAUUCCCAGAUCCUAGAGCCUUUAAAGAGAAUCGGGACGCCAAAGAGUUGGAAAACUUCAUCUUUGAUGUCGAACAGUACUUCAAAGCCACAACGGCUUGUACUGACGACAAGAAGGUGACCGUAGCCUCGAUGUAUCUCAUAGACGACGCCAAACUGUGGUGGCGUACGAAGGUGCAAGACAUCGAGGAUGGUUUGUACACCAUUGACUCGUGGGAGGACCUUAAGAAAGAGUUGAGGGACAAGUUUCUCCCCGAAAACGCAGGACAUUUAGCAAUGGAAAAACUAGUAGCCCUGAAACACACUGGAGGCAUACGAGACUAUGUCAGACAGUUCUCAACCCUGAUGCUAGAUAUCAUGGGCACAUUAGAGAAGGACAAGAUGUUCUUCUUUAUAAAUGGGUUACAGCCGUGGGCCAAAACAAAACUACACGAGAACAAGGUUCAAACCCUAGCUGCCGCAAUGGCCUGUGCCGAGAGACUCCUAGACUAUGGGAAUGAAGCGGGAUCCCAAAGAAGAAUAACACCAGCCCCAAACACUGGGGGCAAGCCAUACAAACCACCAAGUCAUCGAAAUGGAAGCCCCAACAGGCCGAACGGAGGUAACGACAGACCAAGCGGAUGGACGGAUAGACCUCCUCAGAACAACCAAGCGGGGACAUCUCGAGGACCUUACCAUCAAAGGAACCACCCGACGACGCCUUUACAAUGCAUGCUGUGUAAAGGUCCCCACAAGGUAUCUUACUGUCCUCAUCGGGCCUCUCUCACUGCGCUCCAAGUGUCCAUUCAAGAGAGCAAUGACACAAGGAUUGAGACUAUGCUUGACAAGAAGGAAGAUCAAGACAAUCCCCGAAUGGGCGCACUUAAAUUCUUGUCAGCCCUCCAACGGAAGGUCGAACCGAAGGAGAUAGUAGAGAAAGGACUCAUAGUCCCCUUUAAAAUAGGGGAUUGGACAGGAGAGCUAGAUCUUGUCGUAGCUCGCAUGGACGACUUUGACGUGGUACUUGGGAUGGAGUUCCUCCUAGAACACAAAGUUAUCCCAAUGCCGUUGGCAAAAUGCUUAGUGAUCACCGACAGCAACCCCACGGUAAUACCUGCAAGCAUCAAGCAACCAGGUAAUCUUCGAAUGAUCUCGGCCAUACAAUUGAAAAGGGGACUCGCGCGAGAGGAACCUACAUUUAUGGUCAUACCAUUGAUGGAAGUAACAACCAACGAAGAAACUGUCCCAAAUGAAAUCAAUGAGGUACUAAACGACUAUGCUGACAUAAUGCCAGAGAGCUUACCCCAAACAUUACCACCUCGUCAAGGCAUUGAUCACGAAAUCGAACUCAUCCCCGGAGUUAAACCGCCAGCGAAGAACGCAUACCAGAUGGCUCCACCCGAGCUAGCCGAAUUAAGGAAACAACUGGAUGAGUUGCUGAAGGCGGGAUUCAUCCGCCCGGAAAAGGCACCCUACGGAGCCCUCGUACUGUUCCAGAAGAAGAAGGAUGGGACGUUGCGUCUGUGCAUAGACUAUAGAGCCUUAAACAAGGUGACGGUGCGCAACAAAUAUCCACUGCCGAUAAUAUCCGACUUGUUCGACCAACUUCACGGGGCCAAGUACUUCACGAAGUUGGACUUACGAUCAGGGUAUUACCAAGUACGUAUUGCCGAAGGGGAUGAGCCCAAGACGACGUGCGUAACAAGAUAUGGGGCCUUCGAAUUCCUAGUAAUGCCCUUUGGCUUGACAAACGCUCCAGCUACUUUCUGCACGUUGAUGAACCAAGUUUUCUACGAAUACUUGGAUCAGUUUGUCAUAGUAUACCUCGACGACAUAGUGGUUUACAGCACAACCCUAGAAGAACACAAAGUGCACUUGAAGCUGAUUAGUAUGGAUAGCGAUAAGAUAAAAGCUAUCCAAGAAUGGAAAGUUCCUACUUCUGUAUCCGAUUUGCGGUCCUUCUUAAGAUUAGCCAACUACUAUAGGCGGUUCGUCGAAGGGUUUUCACGACGAGCUGCCCCAUUGACAGAGCUGAAAUAG
Molecule: messenger RNA, 2496 nt
Organism: Cucurbita maxima (winter squash)
Lineage: Eukaryota; Viridiplantae; Streptophyta; Magnoliopsida; Cucurbitales; Cucurbitaceae
Exons: 3
Coding region: 1-2496 (831 amino acids)
Source: RefSeq, a predicted model, not a curated record